Molecule: messenger RNA, 834 nt
Organism: Pteronotus mesoamericanus
Lineage: Eukaryota; Metazoa; Chordata; Mammalia; Chiroptera; Mormoopidae
Gene: CIMAP1D
Product: CIMAP1 family member D
Exons: 4
Coding region: 1-834 (277 amino acids)
Cellular component (GO): cytoskeleton; cytoplasmic microtubule
Source: RefSeq, a predicted model, not a curated record
AUGGGGACCCUCAGCUGUGACCCCGCUCCACAGCUGACCACAGCGCCCCUGGGCCGGCGGGCCACAGAGUGCCAGAUUCCAGAGACCGGCCUGAGGAAGACCUGCGGGGUGGCCACCUUGGAGAACGGCUCUGGGCCGGGCUUGUACGCCCUGCCAUCCACAGUCGGCUACAUCAACCAUGACUGCACCAGGGUCGCCAGUCCUGCCUACUCACUCCUCCGCAGACCCAGUGAGGCAUCUCCACAGGACACCAGCCCUGGGCCAGUCUACUUCCUGGACCCAAAAGUCACCCGGUUUGGUCGAAGCUGCACCCCUGCUUACUCCAUACAGGGCCGGGGCAAGUCUCGGGGUCUGGAGGUGACCCCCGGCCCUGGGGCCUACAGCCCAGAGAAGGUGGCCCCUGUGCGCCAGCGGACCCCUCCAGCUUUCACCCUGGGCUCCCGCCUGCGUCCACAGCCUCUGGACACCUCAGUCCCUGCCCCCAAUGCCUACACCUUGCCCUCUCUCUGGGGCGCCCAGAUUUUCAUCAAGCCCAGCAGCCCCAGUUACACCGUGGUGGGCCGCACACCCCCCGCCCGCCCUGCACAAGACCCCGCUGAAAUACCAGGCCCGGGCCAGUAUGACAGCCCAGAUCCCAACACCUACCGUCAGCGCCGACCCGCCUUCACCAUGCUGGGGCGGCCCCGUGCCCCGCGCCCCCCGGAUGAGACGCCUGGCCCUGGCACCCACAGCCCCGAGCAGGUCACCAUUACCAAAGCCAGGGCCCCGGCGUUCACCAUGGGCAUCCGACACUCCAAACGGGCCUCCACCAUGGCCCCAGACACAACACCCUGA